Messenger RNA from Uloborus diversus, 816 nucleotides. RefSeq names its product leukocyte elastase inhibitor-like. Bases 1 to 816 code for a protein of 271 amino acids. Lineage: Eukaryota; Metazoa; Arthropoda; Arachnida; Araneae; Uloboridae. Gene Ontology annotation, molecular function: serine-type endopeptidase inhibitor activity. The record is from RefSeq and is a predicted model, not a curated record. The transcript has a single exon.
AUGAUACGAAGCGAGAUCGCUUUCGUCGAUUUUAAAAACAAUCCUGAAGCUGCGAGAGAAGCGAUUAAUGCAUGGAUUGAGAAAGAAACCGACGACAAAAUUAAGAAUCUAAUUCCUUCCAAUGGAAUUAGUUCCCUCACUAAUAUGAUCGUUGCCAAUGCCGUCUAUUUCAAAGAAUCUUGGUUCCAGUCUUUCGAUGAGAUGAAGACAGUUCGAGGCCGAUUCACAACAGCAGAGAGGAAAGAUAUAUUCGUAAACAUGAUGGAAACUACUGGUAGAUUUCUUUACGGAAGAAGCGAUGUAUUGCAAUGCUAUGCUCUUGACCUUCCUUAUACUGGCAAGACCUUAAGCAUGACCAUUCUUCUACCAAAAAAUCACUAUCGCGGGGUACGUGAUCUAGCAUACAAUCUGACUCCUAAUCGUCUAAGAAAUCUUUUAGACAACAUGUAUCCAAGAGAGGUUGAGGUUUAUGUCCCCAAGUUCGAAGUCGAAGAUACAUUUGAACUUUCAUCAGUCCUUAACAAGAUGGGACUUCGAUCCCUUUUUGAUCCCAGCAGAGUAGACCUGUCAGGAUUCACUGGGCUAAGAGAAUUUACUGUCGACUCUGUUUUGCACAAGGCAUUUGUCAAAGUUGACGAAAAGGGAACAGAAGCUGCUGCUGCAACAGGUGUAGUAUCUUCACGAAGUGCAUGGCCUGAGGAGCCUACAAUCUUCAAUGCUGACUAUCCUUUCGUGUUCUUUAUUCGUGAUCGUAUAAGUAAUGUAAUUCUCUUCAUUGGAACCGUGCAAAAACCACCUGAAGUCGAUGAAGAAUGA